AUGGUAGACCAGUUCUGGACCUUGCCGGACGUUAUCAAACACUGGGGUCAACAGACACCGGACCAGGAGCCGUUUAUUUUCAUCAACAAACAUGGCCGCUACUGUACAUUGAAUGCUAGCGACAUCUAUGUUCUGGCGGGACGUUUCGCCUCCCGUCUGCGGCGUUGUGGGUUUGAGGCGGGUGAUGUCAUUGCGAACGGACUCCCAAAUUCACCAGAGAGGGUCAUCACCGACUUUGGUAUUGUGAUGGCGGGAUGUGUCUCACUUAACUGUCAGAUCAUAGAGAAAGAUGGCGGAGACUUCUGGAAUACUGCCAGGAUAUCUGAAUGUAAAGGGGUCAUUUUCCCGGACCAAACGGACAACCCUGCAUGUCGGCUGUUCUCAAAGUUUAUACUGGACAACAGCCAAGACAUAUCUGGAUAUCGGGAUAUCUCACUUCCUGAGGCAGAACACACAGCAAAAGCUUUCGUCAUCAUACGAAGUCCAAACUCGACUAGCUGUACACAGAAAAACGACACGAAGAAACAAAAUGGAGAUAUUUCUAGCUAUGACCAUGAAUCAUUUUUGGCAAGCCUGGCAGAAAGCGACGAAGAUGUCUUUAUGGCGGAGUGCCAGCCGAAUGAAAAUGCGUAUAUAUUCACAACCUCGGGAUCUACUGGUCCGUGUAAGUUAGUGCCGAGGUCACAUCGAGAGCUUCUCCGGAUGGCCAGGGGAUACAACAGUCCCGCCGAAACGAAAUACUUCAACGAUCGACAAUUGAGCUGGCUUGGGGGAUUUCCUUUCGACUAUUUUAGAAACUGCAUGCCACGUCUGCUUCAGGAUGUUCUGGGAGGGCACCAGGCACAGACUGUCCAGGAACUGUGGACUUUGCUGAAGCGGGAGAGGUGCGAUGGUGCGUUUCUGGCGCCCUCUGAUGUCCUUCAGCUGGUCAAAGAGUUUGAGGGAAGACCUCCGGACUUUAGGUUAAAGUUCAUCACAACAGCGGGCGUGUGCCUGCGACAGAGCGCCAUGGCCGCCCUGGGAAACAUCACAGACUCCAUCACAAACAUGUACGCGUCAACGGAGACUGGUAUUAUAGCACUCCUGACUGUCACGGACGCCUCAGAGUUCAAGGACUGUGUUUGUGGUCGGCCACCAGAUGGCGUGCAGAUCCGCGUCGUUGACGACAAGAUGGAGGACGUGCCACGCGGACAAGAGGGAAAUGUUCUCGUGAAGUCUCAGAACAUGUUCCGACACUACUACAACUGCACACCCCGGGAACCAGCUUUCACUCCUGACGGUUGGUUCAUCAUCCGUGACCGUGGGGUCCUUGACGAGUCCGGGUCUCUGUCCGUGACCUGCCGGCAGGGAGAUGUGGUCAGCCAGGGGAUCACUCUCAUCUACUUCAGCUGGCCGGAAUCAGUUCUCGGCAAGUGCCCGGAUGUACGGGAAGUGACGGUGGUCGGUAUCCAGGAUGCCGGCGGAGAUGACGUCAUGUAUGCCUGCGUGGUGGCUCGGCCGUGUUCAGGACUUACGGAAGAAAGUCUUCUGGAGUUUUACAAUGAGACUUUCAUGACGUCUUUGAGCAAAAGUAUUCUGAAGCCACAGAUUAGGGGCGUCAUUUUCUAUGACGCGUUUCCUUUCAACUCUUUGGGGAAACUGGAAAAGCGGAAGUUGCGAGAUGAUGCCACAGCAAGGUUGUUCCAGCAGCAGGUCACGUGA
Molecule: messenger RNA, 1701 nt
Organism: Candidula unifasciata
Lineage: Eukaryota; Metazoa; Mollusca; Gastropoda; Stylommatophora; Geomitridae
Source: the annotation of a GenBank genome assembly